AUGGACCAAGGAGCUUCAGGCGACUUUCGGUUGGUCCAUUUAAACGACGCGCAUCGCAACAGCGAAGCCGGUUACUGCAGUAAUUUCAUUGUUACGUCAAAGUACACUAUUGUCAGCUUUCUGCCUAAGUUUCUCUUCGAAAGUUUUCGUAAACUUUCCAACCUUUAUUUUCUUGUUAUCUGCAUCUUACAGUGUAUCCCAGAGAUAAGUAACACAAAUGGUAAUCCCUCGACAUUACCCCCACUAGUCUUCAUCAUAGCGGUUGAUGGUGUCUUUGCGAUUCUUGAAGAUCACAAACGCCAUCAGGCCGACGAUAGUGCCAAUGCUAGUCCAACUCUCGUGCUGGAUCGUGAAUCCAGACAAUUUAAAUCAUCUCCGUGGGCUGACGUCGUAGUGGGAGAUAUCGUCAAAAUUUCGAAUCGUGGACUCGUACCAGCUGAUAUACUUGUACUUGCUGUGAGUGAAACUCCAAAUCAACCACCUUGCGGUAUUUGCUAUGUUGAAACCAAGUCUUUAGAUGGAGAAACGAAUAUGAAGGUUCGAUCCGCCAUGGAGCGCACUUUAACAGACAUGGGUUCAAUCGACAAUUUGGCCAAAAUGAAAGGUGUCGUUCGGUGUGAACACCCGAACAAUGCAAUCAAUUCCUUUCAAGGUGUGCUUGAGCUUGUUGGAAAAGAUAAUGCCGCGAUUCCGUACGAAAGUAUCAUCUUACGUGGGUGUAUCAUUCGCAACACUGACUGGGUACAUGGUGUUGUUUUAAAUACUGGUAAAGACACAAAGAUUAUGAUGAGUAAUUCAGCCCCUCCAUCUAAGAUGAGUUCCAUGGACCGAUCCAUCAACCAGUACACGAUCGUGUUGCUAUUCAUUCUGGUUAUUUUCAGCGCUGUUGGUGCGACAGGAGCAGUGAGUUGGAAGGCCAAAAACAAGUCUGUGUGGUAUCUUGCGUUGACUGCGUCUGAAAACGGAGUUGUGUUGGACUGGCUCAUCAUGUUGUUCUACUAUCUACUACUCAUGUACCAGUUUGUUCCCAUUUCGCUAGCUGUCUCUAUGAGUAUGGUCAAGUAUCUUCAAGCGCAAUUUAUUCAAUAUGACAUCAACAUUUAUCAUCCUGACACAGACACGCCGACUCUUGUGCGUUCAAUGGCGCUUAACGAGGAACUUGGGCAGAUCUCUUACAUUUUCUCGGAUAAAACUGGCACUCUGACAUGCAAUGUGAUGGAAUUUCGAAAGUGUUCGAUUGGUGGUGUCUCGUACGGCAACGGCACUACUGAAAUCGGAUUAGCAGCGCUCCGGCGUGCCGGAAAACCUCUCCCAAAUCUAACUACACAAUUAAAGGGGCCGAAAGUUCCUUAUGUAAAUUUUGAUGGUCCAGAGUUGUUUGACGAUAUGAAGGGGAAGUCGGGAUCAAUUCAGCAAGGACGCAUUGAUGCCUUUUUUACACACCUUGCCGUGUGUCAUACUGUCAUUCCGGAACGUCACGAGAAUUCGCCACACGUUACACUAUCGGCUUCAUCUCCUGAUGAGCAGGCACUUGUUGCAGGUGCAGGAUUCUUUGGGUAUGAAUUUGUGAAUCGAUCUCCUGGAAUUGCUCACGUAAACGUUCGCGGAGUGAACCAGAAGUACGAAAUUUUGGACGUGCUUGAAUUUAAUAGCACAAGAAAGCGCAUGAGCACAAUCAUUCGUCAUCCAAACGGUAAGGUUUUUUUGUACUCGAAAGGUGCCGAUGUGAUCAUAUAUGGGUUACUUGCAAACGAUAAGGCGACGGACACAAGUUUAUCUCUUUUACAAGAGAUAACCCGCCGCCACAUUAAUCAGUACGCGGAAGAUGGACUUCGUACGCUCACGAUCGCAGUUCGAGAAGUUGUGCCUUCCUAUUAUGCUGAAUGGGCUACACGUUUUCAUGAUGCCCAGAAUAAUUUAGAUGAAAUUGACAAACGCAAAAAAGAUCUUCCGAACGAAAUUGAUGCUUGCAUGAAUGAGAUUGAGUGCGACCUUGAACUGCUCGGAGCAACAGCGAUUGAAGAUAAACUGCAAUCAGGUGUUCCAGACACAGUCGGAAAUUUAGCUCGUGCGGGAAUCAAGAUCUGGGUACUCACAGGCGAUAAAGAGGAGACUGCCAUCAACAUUGGUUUUGCUUGUCAGCUUGUUGUAAACGAAAUGAAGCUUUUUAUCAUCAAUGCAAAAAAUGCUCCAACCUCUGAAGGACUCGAAAAUCUUCUAAGGGAAGAGAUAUUUAUUCGCAAUGCUGACGUCACGGCAUACCUUGCUUCACCACCAAGUACUAGAGGUGAACUGCGCGAGUUGGCUCUUGUUAUUGAUGGUGAAACACUCAUGUUUGCCCUUCGUGGACCUUGUCGUGCACUUUUGGCUGAAUUUUCUCAGUAUUGUAAAGCCGUGAUUGCUUGCAGAGUUUCACCGGCUCAAAAAGCUGAAAUGGUCGCUUUGAUCAAAGAAUUUGUUCCUGGUGUUCGAACCCUAGCGAUUGGAGAUGGGGCAAACGACGUUUCGAUGAUCCAAGAAGCUCACAUUGGAGUGGGUAUUUCAGGUCAGGAAGGUAUGCAGGCGGUGAAUUCGAGCGACUACGCUAUUGCACAGUUUCGCUAUUUGCAGCGAUUGUUACUCGUGCACGGUCGUUGGAAUUACCGGCGUAUGGCGCAGUUGGUACUUUACAUUUUCUAUAAAAAUAUUCUCUUUACCGCUGCUCAGUACUGGUACACUCUCCUGUGUGGCUUUUCUGGCCAAAAGUUCUUUUUAGAAAGCGGCUCUCAGUUGUACAACAUUGCAUUUACAGCUAUUCCCAUUGUCGCAGCUUCAAUAUUGGACCAAGAUGUUAGUGAUGAAGUCGCUAUCACUUAUCCCAAACUUUAUCUCACGGGGCCUCGCGAUGAAGACAUCAACACCCACUCUUUCUCGCUUUGGGUCUUAGGUGCAAUUCUAGAAAGCCUCAUCAUAACAUUCAUCACAAUUUACAGCUUUCAAAGCGCGGGGUAUGCUGGAUCAAGUCCAACAAUGUGGCUGGAGGGGUUUAUGGUCUUUACUCUUGUCGUGUCCGUCGCUAACGUCAAGCUCAUCAUGUAUCAAAAUAGUUUCCACUUUCUUAAUUGUAUCCUAUACAUUGGGUCAUUGCUGGCCUGGCUCCUUAUCGCCUUGAUCUGUAGUCACGUCUAUUUUCUCUCGGAUCUCACGUGGGAGUUAAUGCUAGACCAAGCCUUUGGGCUCUCGGCUUUUUGGCUGAUUUUCAUGCUAGCUCCCGUGGCUACGCUCCUGUACACUCAUUUACUGAACAGUAUUCAGUCUACAUACUUUCCAGAGUACUGGCAACUCGCAAAGGAGGUUAUGAAGUUUAAGCUUGAUUGCAAGCUCUUGGAAUGGAAUGACAAUAGUGAUGCGUCAGUGGCGACACCAGCUCGACUUCCUUGUGCAAAAAAUCCCGCAGUUAAAAAUGGUUCUGUGCUUCCAACGAGUAGUCGACCCAAGCCACAACAUAGGACGACGAUGCACAGAGGAUAUCAUGGUUUUGCUUUCUCGAAAGAUGGUUACGCUGGAGCUGCUGAGACACGAUUGCUCAUGAACCGGAACUCUAUCGUUGGUUCAGUUAAGUAA
This is a messenger RNA of Plasmopara halstedii, 3603 nucleotides long. RefSeq lists its product as hypothetical. Gene Ontology annotation, biological process: phospholipid translocation. Gene Ontology annotation, molecular function: ATP hydrolysis activity; ATP binding; ATPase-coupled intramembrane lipid carrier activity. The record is from RefSeq and is a predicted model, not a curated record. Gene Ontology annotation, cellular component: plasma membrane. The transcript has a single exon. NCBI's taxonomy places the organism in Eukaryota, Oomycota, Peronosporomycetes, Peronosporales, Peronosporaceae. The coding region runs from base 1 to 3603 and encodes 1200 amino acids.